Tyto alba (common barn owl) is the source of this 4842-nucleotide messenger RNA. Its product is annotated as coiled-coil domain-containing protein 173-like. The record is from RefSeq and is a predicted model, not a curated record. Lineage: Eukaryota; Metazoa; Chordata; Aves; Strigiformes; Tytonidae. The transcript is spliced from 7 exons. The coding region runs from base 448 to 1299 and encodes 283 amino acids.
AAUGGGGCGUUACAGCCUCUUAGCGGGGACGGGCCGGCUGCAGGGAAACGGGGAUUUGACGAACUGGUUGCGGAGGCGGCCGGGCCGGGCCGGGCCCCGCCGCCUGCCAGAGCGGGCGGUGCCGCCGGCAGCUCCCCGCGGCGGGGCGGGGCGGGGCGGGGCGCUGUGCCCAGCCGCUGUAACGGACGCGGCACCGGGCGGGCUGCCUUGCUGUGGGCCGCUGCCGCUGUUCGCGCUGGUACGGUAACAUCGUUCUCCUCAUCGGGGCCGGGGCGCUCCCCGCCACGGCCGCGCUAAGCGGCGGGGGGAGGCCGCCUUUGUUCCCUCUCUGAGGGGCGGAAGAAAGAACCCCGGCUUCCCGGGACAGCUGGGCCGGCGCCGAGGAUCGGUCUCUCUCUCUCUCGGCAGAAUUCGCCGCCUCCCGGAGCGGCGGGCGCGGGACCAGCGAUGGACCGCGAGGGGCCGGAGGCCGCCCGCCGGGAGGCAGAGCGGGAGCGCGGCCGUUACCUGGACCGCCGGGCCGUGGCCCAGGAGCAGCUGGCGCAAAUAAAGGAGCAUAAGCAUCAGGCAGAUCUGGCCAAGCUAGAAGACAAAAGAGAAGGGGAAAAAAUACAGAGAUUGAACAGAUUGUACCAAUUGGAAAUUCAGAGAGGAAAAGAAAAGGAACAGGAGGAAAAAAUUGAACGCCAGAGACUGCAUCAUGAGCAUGUAGCUGAACAGAAAAUAAUUAAAGCUGAAGAAAAACAGAAAGAAGACGAUGAUGAUGAUCGGAUUAAGGCUUAUAUUAAAGGAAAAGAAACGAUGGCUGAUCUGUCAAGAGAAAAAUAUGCAGAGACUAAUAGGCUAAUGCAGAAGCAUAAGGACAAGGCUUUUGAACAACUAACUGCACAGAUGAACGAGGCAUGGAAGACUGAAGAUGAUCGUCUUGCUAGAGGAGCUGCAGAGGUAGAAGAGGAAUACCAAAUGAAAAACAAAGCAAAAGAAGCAAAAAAAAAGGCUGCCAUUGAAUCUAUUGCUGAACACAGAGCCACUGCGAUGAAGAUGAAAGUGGACAAGGAGAGAGAGGAAAAAGCAGAGGAUGAGAAGGAUCGUAAUCAGUGGAUGACAGAAGAUAGGAUCUUCUUAGAAAAGGAAAAAGCCAAGAAACAAAGUCAACGUGAUGCAAACAUGGAAGUACAGAAAAUUCAGAUCCAGCAAAUGGCUGAAAAGCAGGCAAAAAAACAACGGGAAAGGCAAGCAGAUUUGGACUAUGAUGCUCAGCAAGAAGCCGCUUUUCAUAAGGAUCGAGCAUUUCAGUGAUAAAGACAUGCUCCUUUUACUACUUCAAGCUUUUUUCAGCAAGCAGAAAGAAUGGAAACUUUAAUAAAAGCAUUUUGAUCGCAGAAGGUAGAGCCUUGAGAAGAAGCAUGUACUACAGCAGAAGUGGUGCUGAAAUCUUCAGAGCUUGAUAAUGCUCCAAAUGCAUCCCUAAGUGCAUAUUUGCAAAUGCUCACUACUCGGCAGUUGGUGAGUUAAAGGGGUUUUUAGUCUACCUCUGCAGCAAGAAGCAAGGUGGAUGGCAGCCUCCUUUCCUAUUCAGCUUCAAGAAACGCCCUCUUCUGCAGAUUAUGUAUGUCUGCAUUUGAAGUCUACAGCCUGCUUCCAUGGGGCUUAUAGCCCUUUUACUUUGAACAUCUACAGAAAUAUCAAACUCAAUUGCCAGAAAACAAAUCGUCCUUUCAGUACACCUGAAGUAGGAAUCCCGUGUAAUUUUAAAGCACAUUGGCUAAAUAUGGAUUGUUGCCCGAAUUCAACAUGAAAAAAAUCCAGCAUGAAUCAUGAUGUCACUUUAUUCCACUGACAUGCACCUGCUUUGUUUGCUAGCUUUAAAUGACUAACACUAUUUAGUAAUCCUCCAUAAAACUAGGCAAAACCCUCAAUUAUUUUAAGAACAUGAAGAAAUACUUGAGGUUCUAAAAUUUUCAGUAACAAAGCAUUUUGGUAACAUUUCACUGUCUUUUACAGUUGUCCUACAUGAAAGGCAAGAAUGGAAAGCUGCUUUCAGGAAUAAUACAGAAGAUUAAAAUCAGUUUGUUUAUGAUGUAUUAAAGAAAACAGGAAGAAAAGGCAGGGACUAGGCUAAGAGAACAGCUCCUUAUGCAGGUAGAAGCAGUUGAAAGCUAUUGAACAGACUGAGAUGAGAAAUAAACAGAAAGCUGGGCUCAUUCAGUCUGGCAAUGAAGAGACUAAGGAGUAACCUAAUUAACGGCCUAUACCUGCUUGAAGGUACAGCAGAGCCAAACUUCUCGACAGAAUCGGGUGAAUGGUAGAACAAGUGUCAACAUCAGGAAAACCUGCUUCACCAGGAGCAUAAUGUGAUGACAAGGGAUCAGAAUGGCCAGAGGUGGCAGAAUUGCCACUUGUGAAGGCUUUAAAGAUGCCCCAUUAAGGCAGGAGGUUGGUCUAGCUGACCUCCAGAAGUCCUUUUCAACUACAAUUUAAAGAUGGCAACAAAAUACAGGGAGAUCAACUGUAGCUGAUACGAAGGGAAACUGCUGACCUGGAAGAAUCUGCUAAUUGAGAGGUACCUCUCAUCUAAUGCCUACUCUCCCUACUUGUGUUGGUUAUUAGCUGAAAUUUUAAGUAAUAACUAGCAAAUCAGAAUAUACUUUGAGAAAUAAUGUGACUAGUAAACUUUAAUUACUGGUUUCACUUGAAAAAGCACUGUCUGAGGUAGUGUGCUGCUUCAGGAGGUUGUAGUGGUUGAGAAACAUAAGAAUUAUUGGCCUUAUUAGAAGGCAAGACCUUAGAAAUGCAAGGCAACCCUCAGAGGGACUGAAACAGGCCUUAAAUCAAACUGCCUUUUUUCCAAACUUGUCCCUCAGCCCUGGAAGUAGAGCAGCAACUUGAACCUAUGGGCCUCCAGGGUCUAACAUGAUGUUCUGCCAACAGGAACACAGCUGGUACUGCGUGGCUAUGGUAAGACAGCACUGUCAUCACGGAUUUAAUACAACUCCUACCUAGAAAAUGGAAGAGAGAAGCUUUCUGAAAUGCCUUAUAUCUUAAGGGAAUUUGAGUUAAUUCACUGUGCAGCUCUUCGCUGUUAGGUGGUGGUCCAGGUUGGAGUUAUUAGUUCUUUUCAAUUUCUUUUAACAUUACAGUCUUUGCUGCUCAGCUCUGAGGAAGUUUGAAGAGGACACCUACCUGCAAGCAAACUACCCCUGAACAGAUGGUGCCAUGGAACUAUUAAGGACGGACAUGUUUCAUGUCCCAGUACAGACUGGCUGUAUGCUCCUGAAAAAUAAAUGAAAAAAUUUUUUUUUCAAAGCUCACGGGUGGUGUUAGGUCAAAUAAUUAAUUCUGUUUCAAUAACUAAAUUCUUUCAGGUGCCUGUUAUUAACUUACAUGUCUUUCUGGUAUCUUGAAUGGAAGAGUGCUGUAACUAGUCUGUAAUCUUCCUCAUUUUGGCAGUGCAUCCUUCUCUGCUGAAUCUUCCUUCUUUUUCUGGCUGUGCAUCUUUGAGAGAAGGAAAAUUCACUACUUACAAAUAGCUCUCAACCCCAAAACAACUCCAACACAAAAAAACCCCACCCUCAUUUUUGAAAGCUAAGAGUUCAGAGGGAGUUGAAGUGAAGACCAGGGGCGUGACAAGACCAUGUGAGAUGUCUUUGGAAUUAAAUUAAUUCAUCUCUAUUUAAAAUAAAUGUUGUGCUAUAGGCUUUGCUGAACUUGAAUGUAGUCAUUCCCUUUACACUCCUGCAAGACCACCACUACAGUGUAAGCUGCUUUUUGUUUUGCUGUGUCGUGCCUUUGGCAUUAAGAACUAGAUAGCUAAGUGGAUACAUAAAUGUUUCAAACUUGCCCUCCAAUCUGUUAAGCCCAUAGUUGUUCAUAGCUGGUUGAUACUAUCUUGCAUAAACCAGCAGGGCACUUUCUUUUUCUGUGGGUUUUCUCAUCUCCAAUAUAUUAUCCAGACAAGUGUACAAUUCUGUUAGGUGCUGAAGGGCUUGAGCAUCAGAACUGCAGGUCCAUAAAAUUCAACAUUUUAUCUCUGCUAACGUAAUUGCCCCCCUUCGAAGGAGCAGCAUCUGGCCUGACUCCUUUUCUGUGUAAAGGAAAAAAGGGCAAAGGUUAGAAAGCAGCAAUGUGUCCUGGAAGAUGCAAGCAGUAGUUACUGAGCAGACCAGAGGCAGGAUCAAAGAUACGAGACCAGAGACUACCAUGGUCAGGGAAGUACAAAUUCAGCAACUGGUAAAGUGGCAUAGCAGGCAAGGGAGAAACUGGACUAUCUUUGUUAAACCUCAGUAUUAUGUGACUGCUAUAGGACAAGGUUUUCUGCAUUUGUUUCAAUUACAGUCUAUCAGUGCAUAUACAAUUAAUUGUACGGUAGUUAUUAAUUAUACAGACUUAAACUUUGUUUCUUUCUUCUUCAGAAAUACAUCUGACAACUAUAGAAGUAUCUACUAAGGAAUAAGAGGCUAGCCGCUGUCUUCAUACAAGUUGUAUGUGCCUGCAAAACCUAUCAGUGCCUAACAGCUGAAGCUAACUCUGGAGCAAGUUAGAAGGUGCACUAUUUGCCAGAACCUGCCAGUACUCCAGCUCAAGAAACAAGUACCAUAGCUACAGCCAUAGCUUGCAACUGUACCUGUAACUACUCUAGUUUUAUUAUGGAACAAUGUAGUAGAUUUGCCUUCUAGGAAAUUGAGGCAACAACCAAAGGUAAACUAUCAAUGCAUCUGUACCAUACUCGGCGUAUUGCUGGGCUUCCAGGCUUAAUUCAAAGCUUAUGUUUUAGCUUAAAAAAAAAAAUUUACUGAGCAAAUAAUAAAAUUGAGUAGGCUGCUUAAAAACAGCUGCCUGUAA